AUGUCUACUAGGAAAGUCCGAGUCAAGAAGUUGAGCGUCAAGACGCUUCUUCCCGUUCUCAGAGAGGACGAUAUCGACGCUGCAGAGUACGAAUCUUUGACUACCGAAACCCAGAUCGCGACCGGUGUCGAGGCAGCCGAGGAAACAGAAUACCAUCUCCAAUCCAUCCUAAAAGAGGCCGGUACCAGCAAUGACCAAGAAAUUCCUGUUCCGCCUCCUCAGGAGAGCCAGAUCAACUAUGAUCAACUCUACCCGAGUCAUUUCCAGCAGCCCACCUCUUACAUCCGUUUCUCGCAAACCGUCGAGGAAUGUAUAGGAGUUUCCUAUGACAUGACUACGGAAGACGAUGAAUUCUUGAGGCAGUACAAUUCCACCAAGAAGACCGUGGCUUCCCAGUUGUCGGAAGAUGAUUUCGAACGCAUCAUGGAAGUGUUUGAGGAGACUGCCUCCGAACAGACCCCCUUCGCAUCAAUAGACAACACUGUGGUUGGCUAUGACCUGAUGGUUCCCUCACUUACCUCGCUUGGCGGCAACAAGCUCAUGGGACAUGCCAAGCAUGUGUAUGAGCACUGGAAGUCGCGUCGGCAAGCGCUUGGCAACAAACCCAUCCACCCUAGCGUCAGGUUCGAGACGCACCAGGAGAGUGACGAGGCCGAUCCUUAUGUCUGCUUCAGACGUCGCGAGGCCAGACAGACGCGCAAGACUAGGCAGAGAGAUGUCCAGAGCGCCGAGAAACUCAAGCGACUUCGCAGAGAACUCGAGGACGGACGCCAACUCAUCAUUCAGUCCUAUGAGCGUGAGAUGCUCAAGCGUGAACUCCUCACCUUUGACCGCGCCAUCUUCGAGCAGAGGGCCAAGCUUAAGGAGAUGAAGGUCAAGCUCGGUAUCAAAACCGAAGACGAAGACCUCAUCAACCACAAGGUAUACAAUGCCCCCCACGACCCAAAGAUCCGGGAACUGAUGCUGACGGGAGCACAGCCUCCAAAGAAGAAGCCUGCAGAAGUGCCUGCUCUGCAAAAGCCGCCUGGCAACCAUCUCCGCAUUGCCGUGCGUCCAGAUGGUCGGUCCAUGGAGGCAGACCUAUUGCAGUUGGCGGAUAAGCUUGCUGAAAAGGAGAAUGAGUUGCGGGCAGAUGUUGAAAGCAAGGUCCACAACCACAGAAAGUGGAACCAAAACCAUGUGGACCUCACCCGAGAUCCCUUAUCCCCGGUCAAGGAACAGGGUAUGGAGGCCAGCUUCCGACCCGCUAAGACUCAGUACCUCAUGACGCCUCCCGCUUCCACAUCAUCGGAGUCGGAUGCCAUGGAUGUCGAUGAUGAGACAGAGCCGAUUGUCGAUAGAAACAACAUGCCGCUGUUCCAGUUCAAGGCGGGCGGUAAGGAGAAGCCUUCCUGUAGCCAGCCAGCGUUCCGUCGCCGUAUUGGACGGCUGGGUCGUUUGUGGAUCGACCGUCGGGGAAUGACAACGCCCCCGAGGGUGGAGGAGGGUGAGGAGUAUACCGACCGAUGGAAGUAUGACCAAGACGACGAGGACGAGACGCCGGUGUACGAGGUCGACCCGUACGACACUCGGGCGUUAAAGUUCCGGGCCACCAUCCCGUUGUCUCAGUACGUCUACCAGCGUCGGCAACUCCCACCUGAGGGUCUAGUCAAUGGUUCGGUACCCCCGCAAGCAGCUGGAGUAGCUGGCAGCAGACCGGCACUGCCGCAGCCUCCGACGCCGCAGGCUCAAGUCGCACUGCAGCAACAACAGCAAUUGCAGCAGCAGCAGCAGCAGCAGCAGCAACGGCACCCAUCGCAGUCGUCACCACCAGCUCAAGCCGCACCAGCUCAAGCCGCGCCAGCUCAAGCCGCCCCCUCAUGA
Molecule: messenger RNA, 1863 nt
Organism: Colletotrichum higginsianum IMI 349063
Lineage: Eukaryota; Fungi; Ascomycota; Sordariomycetes; Glomerellales; Glomerellaceae
Product: Enhancer of polycomb-like protein
Exons: 2
Coding region: 1-1863 (620 amino acids)
Biological process (GO): regulation of transcription by RNA polymerase II
Cellular component (GO): piccolo histone acetyltransferase complex
Source: RefSeq, a predicted model, not a curated record